Molecule: messenger RNA, 1371 nt
Organism: Rotaria socialis
Lineage: Eukaryota; Metazoa; Rotifera; Eurotatoria; Philodinida; Philodinidae
Source: the annotation of a GenBank genome assembly
AUGAUUGAAGAAACAUCACCCGUAGCAAACUGUAUCGAUACUGACAGAAAUGAUAAUAAGGAAAUAUUUACACGUCCAAAUAUAUUAUUAACUGGCCUGCGACGAUCAGGUAAAACAUCUAUACAACGUGUUAUAUUUACUAAAAUGGCACCAUCACAAACACAGUUCCUUAAAUCAACUCCACAACUAACAGUAAAUCGAUUCUCAUGUGGUUCAUUUAUUAGUUUUCAAAUUCAAGAGUUACCCGGUCAAUUACAUGUAUUUCCAUCUUUACAUUUUCCAAAUAAUGACGGUGCAAACCAUGUUCAUGCAUCAAUGUAUGAUGAUGAUGAUGAUGUAACACAUCUUGUUGGAGGCGGUUAUAAUAUGGAACGUUUAUUGAAAAGAUGUAAUGCUGUUGUAUAUAUAAUUGAUGCCCAAGAUGAUUAUGCUCAAUCAGUAUCAAGUUUAAAUAUGAUUAUAGAAUCAGGUCAACGCGUUAAUCCACGAUUAAGAUACGAAAUAUUCAUACAUAAAGUUGAUCAGUUAUCAGAAGAAGCAAAAAUAGAAACUCAAAGAGAUAUUCAUAAUCAGGUGCGAGAUCGUUUUCCAAAUGGCACUGCUAAACCAGAUACAUGCACAAUUACACAACCUGAAUCGAGUUCAAACUCUCAGAAUAUAUUAAUAAAUUUCCAUCUGACAUCCAUAUUUGAUCAUUCUAUAUUUGAAGCGUUUUCAAAGGUCAUCCAAAAAUUGAUCCCACAAUUCAAACAUUUAGAAGAAUUGCUCAAUUACCUUAUAUCAGCAUCUAAUAUUGAACAAGCAUUUUUAUUUGAUGUACAAACAAAAAUAAGUAUUGCCACUGAUUCAUCACCAACUGAUAUGCAAAUGUAUGAACUAUGCUGUGAUAUGAUCGAUCUAUUUAUUAGUAUGAGUCAAAUAUAUGGACGGCCAAAUGGGAAUGUUGUUCAAGCUAUUGAUGACGACGCUGACAGUGAUAGAAUAAUACGUGAUGAACAAUCGGAUGAACAUACUGAAAUGGAUUCUGAUGGAAAUAAUGAAUCUGUUGCGAAUGGUACUCAUUCAUCAGCGAAUUCAGAUUCGAAUAGUUCAUUAAGUACAACACCGGUGAGAGAUUCUUGUUCUUCGUCCACUGAGGCAACAAACGAAAAUGCAUCAAAUGUAUUUGAUUCCAUGUCUUCAAGUAUUGUAAAAUUAACCGGCGGUCGAGCACUUUAUCUCAAAGAAAUUAGUCGUCAUCUAGCAUUGAUAUGUGUCUUACGUGAAGAAGCACUUACAAAACAAGCUAUCAUCGAAUACAAUGUCAAUCAAUUAAAGAAAAGCAUUUUAGAAUUGUUUCGUUUGACUCAUCUGACAUCUCCUGUAGCAUGA